Messenger RNA from Astyanax mexicanus (Mexican tetra), 2323 nucleotides. Its product is annotated as RAB3A interacting protein (rabin3). Gene Ontology annotation, cellular component: Golgi to plasma membrane transport vesicle. The coding region runs from base 382 to 1731 and encodes 449 amino acids. The transcript has 12 exons. Gene Ontology annotation, molecular function: guanyl-nucleotide exchange factor activity. NCBI's taxonomy places the organism in Eukaryota, Metazoa, Chordata, Actinopteri, Characiformes, Acestrorhamphidae. The record is from RefSeq and is a predicted model, not a curated record. Gene Ontology annotation, biological process: exocytosis.
GGGGUGGGUCGUUCGGUCGGUUAGGAUGCGCCGUGUUUAGCUCGAGCCGCCGCCAGUAGGGGGAUCCGUCGGGAGGCUCACCGCGGAGAGGAUUUAAAGGAAAUGAAUUGAUGAAGAGCGGCGUUACUGUUCCCCGCAGGCAGUGAGAUCCUGUAAUAGAGGUUAUUACAAGGACAGGAGGAGACCCUGCUGACCUUGUUUUUCCAGUUUCCGCGCUACAGAGCCACUUGUCCCUGACUACAAACGCAUUCAUCAGAAUGCUACACCUAGUUCCUGGCUUUUAGGGUACGAUGCUGAACUACAACAGUGUUCUCUAAUAGCCUUCUAAACAAGAACUGCUUCAUGUAUCUGGUCAGAUAAGAGUAUUAUGACUCUGCAGUUAUGGCCAGUGAACCCCUUGAAGGUUUCCAUGAGGUGAACCUGGCAUCACCUACCACACCGGACCUGCAUGGAGUCGCUGACCCCCGUCUGCAGAAGCCUAGCGGCCCACCAAGCGCCUUGUACCGUACCCACUCCUUGACAUCUGCAACCUGUACCCCCAACACACUCUAUGCUGACCAGUUGCCCACGCAGCCAGUUUACCCUGCCCCUCGAAACCUGCCCAAUGAUGAGCCUCACAAUGGCAGUGUGCCUGGAUUGGAGGCUGCAGCCUCAGGCUCAGCUGCUUUCCAGGAAGUGGGGGCAUUUGAAGGGGGUACCUCAUUGGGUGUUGAAGGAGAGGAUGCACUGGGACUGAGCACAGACAGCCUAUCACGGCUCAGAAGCCCCUCUGUGAUGGAAGUAAGGGAAAAAGGUUAUGAGAGGCUGAAGGAAGAGCUUGCAAAAGCACAGCAGGAACUUAAGUUAAAAGACGAAGAGUGUGAGAGGCUUUCUAAAGUCAGGGACCAGCUGGGGCAGGAGCUGGAGGAACUCACUGCUAGCCUGUUUGAGGAGGCUCAUAAGAUGGUACGGGAGGCGAAUGUGAAGCAAGCCACUGCAGAAAAGCAACUGAAGGAGGCCCUUGGAAAGAUUGAUGUUCUUCAGGCAGAAGUUGCUGCUCUUAAGACACUGGUUUUGUCCACCUCUCCCACCUCACCAUGCAAGGAGCUGCCGUCAGGCUCAAAGGCUCCGUUUAAGAAAGGCCAUGCCCGCAACAAGAGCACAAGCAGCGCCAUGCUGGGCAGCCAGCAAGAGCUCAGUAUGCCCCAGCCCAUAGUGCGCGACUGUAAAGAGGUGGAUUCCCUCCUGUUCAGUGAGUUUAAGGCAUGGAAGGAGGAGCCCACUUUGGAGAGGGACUGUUCUUUUCUGGACCGAAUUUACAGAGAAGACAUUUAUCCGUGCCUCACGUUCUGCAAGAGUGAGCUGGGGUCAGCAAUCCUGGAGGCAGUGGAGCAGAACACGCUAAGUGUGGAGCCAGUAGGUUUCCAACCACUGCCUGUAGUUAAAGCCUCAGCCAUGGAGUGUGGAGGCCCCAAUGGCAGACGUUCUCAAAUAGUCACAAAAUGUGCCCUCAGUGGCCAGACAAAAACCUGCAAACAUAGGAUCAAGUUUGGGGACUGCAGCAACUACUACUAUGUGUCCCCAUUUUGUAGGUAUAGGAUUACAUCUGUUUGCAACUUCUUCACUUAUAUUCGCUAUAUCCACCAAGGACUGGUCAAGCAACAGGAUGCUGAACAGAUGUUCUGGGAGGUGAUGCAGCUACGGAAGGAGAUGUCCUACGCUAAGCUUGGCUACUACAGAGAUGAACUGUGACCAGUCAGCCUCGAGAAUAGGAAUGCUGUCUCAUCUCAGUGAAAACACAGUGAGCAGUGAGAAUCAUCCUGUCAAACAGCUGAAAAGGGGCAUCACAGGGACCACCUCUUACUCCCCUCCUCAACACUCUGGCUUUUCAUCUCAUUCCAGCAGACAGGCUGUGUCCUGUUUCUCAGUAUGCGUGAUGGACCUAUAUAUCAGGUCCCCUUCCUAAUCAAAGUACAACAUGCACUGCUAAAGUCAAUUUGAUUCCUGUGUGUGUGUGUGUGUGUGUGUGUGUGUGUCUGUGUGUGAUGAGGGGGUAUGUAUAUUGGUUUUGGAUUUACAUUACAAAGGACUGUUCAAAUCUGUAUGUUUUACAAAGGAAAAGUUUUAGUCUACACCAAUGAACAUGUCCUGAACCCUCUGUUAAUCCUAAGUUUAGCUAGCCACAAGUUACUGUGAUGUUAUAUGUGUUUGUGUGGAAUGUGCUGUGCAUAUGUUUUCUUGAUAUGUCUUUACUGUUUGUGUGCUUUCACCCAGAGACCAUUAAGCUUCCCCAUUUUGAUUUUAGUGCCUUUCUGGAACACUGAAUAAAAUUGUACUGACUGUA